Molecule: messenger RNA, 1056 nt
Organism: Dunckerocampus dactyliophorus (ringed pipefish)
Lineage: Eukaryota; Metazoa; Chordata; Actinopteri; Syngnathiformes; Syngnathidae
Gene: isca1
Product: iron-sulfur cluster assembly 1
Exons: 4
Coding region: 52-441 (129 amino acids)
Biological process (GO): iron-sulfur cluster assembly
Cellular component (GO): cytoplasm; mitochondrion
Molecular function (GO): 2 iron, 2 sulfur cluster binding
Source: RefSeq, a predicted model, not a curated record
CUUUGUUACACGCAUGCGCAGUUGUGAUGUUGUGAUGUUAACUUGAGCAACAUGUCUGCCUCCAUGGUUCGAGCGACCGUCCGAGCGGUCAGCAAAAGGAAGAUAUUUCCCACAAGAGCAGCCCUCACUUUGACACCAGCGGCUGUGAACAAGAUCAGGUUGUUGUUGCAGGACAAGCCCGAAUAUAUGGGUUUAAAGGUUGGCGUGAGAACGCGCGGCUGCAACGGACUGACGUACACGCUGGACUUCACCAAGCAGAAAGACAAGUCUGAUGAGGAAGUGUUCCAGGAUGGUGUGAGGGUGUUCAUAGAGAAGAAAGCCCAACUGAGCCUUCUAGGAACUGAGAUGGACUACGUGGAGUCGAAGCUCUCCAGUGAGUUUGUCUUCAACAAUCCCAACAUCAAGGGCACGUGCGGCUGUGGAGAGAGCUUCAACGUUUGAGAGUGGUGCUCCACCUCUCCAAACACUGUCCCGUCCAAAACAAAGACUUCACAUGGAGUUUCAACUGAAGAACCCCCCCUGCCCCCCAGCCGGCACCCGCAAGUGUCUGACGUGCCUGUCUUUCGACCACUGCAAACUGCACACUUACACGCUUGUUAGAUUUGCAUGUUUGUGCUUGGACUAACAUUUGUAUCCAACUUGUGUCCAUCACAACCCUUACUUCUGACAGGUCUCUUUUUAUUUGGCAUUUCAAAGCUCUGAAGGACCUGGCUGUGUGUUUUUAUUGUCGUGACUGCCUACUGUUUUACCAAUACGCACAUCAUUUUACAUUCAGUUGCGUCACUCCACCAAGGGAACAGGAUGAAGAAUAUAGAAGUAAUAAGUGUGGAAAAGCCUGAGAAACACAGCGUGUCUCCAAACUGAUCUUGAAAAAUACUAAACCUAUUUAUCUCUGUGUGUACAUAUAAAGAGUGUAAAUGAACCAAGAACCAUGAAAGCGCACAAUAAAUCAACGCACAAAAUAUAUUUAAGGCUUUCUGUCAGGCGCCAUGAGUGUAUAGACCUGUGCAAUGUCUGUGUACAUAUUAUGAACUAUUAAAUCUUGCUCACUUGAAA